Messenger RNA from Chrysoperla carnea, 447 nucleotides. RefSeq lists its product as uncharacterized. The record is from RefSeq and is a predicted model, not a curated record. The transcript has 4 exons. Lineage: Eukaryota; Metazoa; Arthropoda; Insecta; Neuroptera; Chrysopidae. The coding region runs from base 1 to 447 and encodes 148 amino acids.
AUGAAUGAAGAUUUGAAAUUUCAGGAAAAAUUAUUGGAAUUGGAAUUAUUGGAAUUAUUGGUUAAUUAUAUCGUAAAACUGAAAGGACUCGAGCAUGAUGAAGGAAUUAAGAAUCCAUUUUUGGAUUUAAAAGAUUUGAAACUCACAAAACGGAACAAAACUCAUUAUGCUAUAGAUGGAAUUUUUAAUGUGGUUCGGGAUAAUAUUGAAAAAGAAAAUUUUUUGGUAUCAAUAACUAUUGCUCAAAAAAUGGGCAACGGAUAUCAGGAUUCACCAUUAUUGCAAUUGAAAAAGCAAAACUUUUGCAGUCUGUGGGAAACUGAAAAAUUUAUUAUGCCACUAAUAAAAUCUAAAAUUAAUGAUACUAAUUACCAAUGCCCUCCAAAAGUGGUCAUUUACACAGUGAUAGAUGAAACAUUAGAAGAUAUAUGUACAGAUAGUAUAUAA